This is a messenger RNA of Microcebus murinus (gray mouse lemur), 4067 nucleotides long. The record is from RefSeq and is a predicted model, not a curated record. NCBI's taxonomy places the organism in Eukaryota, Metazoa, Chordata, Mammalia, Primates, Cheirogaleidae.
CCCACGUCGGCUUCCCAGAGUGCUAGGAUUGUAGGCGUGAGCCACCAUGCCCGGACAGAAUAAGCUUUUUAUGUACUAUACAUAUUAAACCUUUAUCUGUCCUACUUAAAACUAUAUUCCCAUUUCAUGGCUUUCCUUUCCAAAAUUUUGGUAGAAUAUACAUAUCAUAAAAUUUACCAUCCUGACUAUUUUGAAAUGCUAAGUACAUUCACAUUGUUCUGCAACCAAUCUCCAGAUCAUGGCUUUUAAAAAAAUUUAAUUUAGUUAAGCUUUAUGAAAAAGAAGUUGAAAUUUGUACAAAUUCACUUUUUUGAUAAUUACUGAUGUUUGCUCAACACUUUAAAUUGUAUAAUGCUCUUUAACAUAUAUGAUUUCACUUGAUCCUCAUAAACAUCCUUCCGAGGUGGAUGUGCUCUCCACUUGACAGAUGAGAAAGCUGAAGCCAUGAGACAUUUGAUGGCAUCUUAUUCAAGGUUACAUAACUAUAAUAGUAAGUGGCAGAGAUAGAAUUUGAAUAGAGGCAUUCUGAUGACCAUGAUACCUCUAGAAAAAAUGACAGGAGUUUGUGUUGUAUGGAAGACUAAAACACGAUUUCUAGGAGUUCUCCUGGGAGAUGAGAGAACUCACAGACACAGCAGACGCCAGAUAAUACAAGUGACUGGUAUUCUGUAAACUUCCAAAGCUAUGCUCUGAGUUUUCCAUCUGCUCACACCACCCCAUGCUUACCAUUUCUUCUUCCCCUGUGCUGAGGCUCUCAGGAGGACUCACUAUUAGGCAAAAAACAUUGACAGCACAGAAGACAAGCUUGGAGUCUUUAUCCUUGGAGUGUUUAUCCUAGAGAAACAGAGUGCCACCCAGGUUUCCAUGCUGAUGAUUUCAUUCAAUUACUCACCCAUGCAACAAAUAUUACCUGAAUACUCACUGCAGGCUUAGCAUUAGAAGAAUGAUGUUGAGCAAAACAGACAAAAUCUCUGCACUCGUGGAGCUCAAGGACAAGUGGGGAAAACAGACAUUGAUCAGGAAAUCAUAAAAAUAACUAAUUAUGAACCGUAUUGAAGGAAAUAAAUAAUAUGCUAUGAGAGAAGUUUAUAUAAAAUAGGUGCACCAGACCAUGUCCAAGGAAGGGAAGCUUCCCGUAAAAUAUUUUCUGGAAGUUUUUCUUCUUCUCUUCCUCUUUUACACACAUCUCCCCCAAGCCUCACGUUAAACUUCACAGGGAAAGACAUGUAACAUAUGAUUUGGAGAAAUCCAGGACUGAGUAUAUGUUCUGUCUGUAUGCAUUUGUAAAUAUUCCAUAUUCCACAAUAUUCUUUCAUUAUCUGACUUGUAUACUAAUCACAACCUUGCAAGGUAGACAGGCAAGUAUGACUCCCUGCAUUUCACUGAUGAAGAAUGUGAGUCUCACAGAAGUUAAGUAACUUGCCUAAAAUCGAGUUACCCAAUUGUUAAUGGUGGGGCUGGGACUUGAAUCUAGGUCUUGUAACACUUAGAUGAUGUUAUUCUUGUAAUAGUCAUUCUUUUAUUUAUUCAUUCCUCCAUCAGACAUGUACUGAUCACUUUCUGAGAGUCAGGCUAUGUAUGGAGCAAGCAGGAACCACUGAAGAGUUUUAAGAGGAAAGCAGCAUGAACCAAUUCAGGUUGUAGACAGAACUGUCUUCUGGAUGAGAGAACACAAAGUGGUGGUUUUCAAAGAAUGAUCCAGGACCUAUAAAGUCAGAAUCUCUGAGAUCCCAGCUCAGGAAUCUGGCAAUCGGCCAGGUGUGGGAACUCUUCUGAUUCCAAUGCAAUACAGAGGAAAAGCACUGUGUUAGAGAAGGAGAUGGUACAACCAGAUAACAUGACCACAGUGGCAGCUCUAGUAACUAGGUGAGAGGUAAUAAGGUUCACAGACAAAGAUAUGCACUUUUGAGUCAUUUAGAUAGUGUGAACAAGGCUUCCACUCCACCCUUGCAUGGACAGUGUCCAGGAUUCCUAUCUGAAUCCUCUUUCUGGCACUAGAGCUUGUGGGCUUUACUGCACAUAGUGAUUUAUACCCACAUCUUGACUUUAAAUAAUUUAUAUUAUUUUUCUUAGCACUUGCUUUGCAAAUCUCCACUUUAUCUCACACUGCCCCAAGCCUUGUAUUUAUUUCUCCUUCACUUUCAUAAAACCGAGGAGAGAUAUAAUGGACAGACAAGUAAAACCUUAAAAGUUUUAAAACAUUUCUUUCUUUGGAGCUGGAUACACAGGCAUAUAAGAAUUGAUUUGAUCAGACAAGCACAGACGGGGAGAGAAAACAGCAGGCCUUAGGGAGAUACACUGGACUUCCUCCUUUCUAAACCCUAGGAUGACUCCAGGAAACCUGAAGACAAUAAUUCCAGAACCCAGAGGGUGACCCCAUUUCCUCUUCAAGGUUGUUACUGGUUGUCAGACUGGAGGCGUUGAGGAAUUCAGGAAACUGUGAAGAAACCACAACGCCUCAACAACCACCUCCCCAAACAUCAACAUCAACAACCUCAACAAUAAAAUUCAUUAAAAUUCAUCUCCCUCCGCCCACAACCACAGACCCGAAGCUGGAAGCCGGGAGGCGACUACAGCAGAAACUCUUGGUUGCCCAGCUUGGUAUUUCCUCAUCCGGGACCCAGGUUUCCCAAAAUCUCAGAGAGCCUGGAAACUGACGUCCUCAUCUCUGGGUGAGAGGUGGCUAAGGCCACCUCCGCUCUCUCCUCACUGCCAAGCAGGUCAGGAUUAAAGCAAACUGAGGCAAAGGCUACAGUUGGCAGCGCCACGAGGAGACUGGCCAGUCCAGGUGUUCCUUCUGUCCUGUUCGGUCUCGCCUCGAGGUUCCCUCCAUUCUCGGCACCCCCAGCCUCUCGUCCAGCCACCCAAGCUUUAGACCUCGGGUGGUGUGCAGAACGAAUUGGUCACAGCCAUGAAUAUCUCACACGAAAUGGAGCAGCUGUUCCAGCCCUAUGACUUCGAGCGGUCGCAGGACAUGAGGCCCUUUUUGGAGGAGUACUGGUGAGACCUGGGCAACCUGUUUCCCCAUAGUUCUGAUCUACCUGCUGCUCAUCAUUGUGGGGCAGAACUACAUGAAGGCAAGGAAGGGCUUCAACCUACAGGGGCCUCUCAUCCUCUGGUCCUUCUGCCUUGCAAUCUUCAGUAUCCUGGGAGCAGUGAGGAUGUGUGGCUUUAUGGGAGCUGUAAUACUUAGAAGGGGCCUAAAGCAAACGGUGUGCUUCAUGAACUUCCUGGAAAGUUCCACAAUCAAGUUCUGGUCCUGCCUUUUUCUUCUCAGCAAGAUCAUUGAACUCGGAGACACAGCCUUCAUCAUCCUGCGUAAGCGGCCACUCAUUUUUGUGCACUGGUACCACCACUGUACGGUGCUAAUGUACACAAGCUUUGGAUACAAGAACAAAGUGCCUGCAGGCGGAUGGUUCAUGACCAUGAACUUCAGUAUACAUGCCAUCAUGUACACCUACUACACUCUGAAGGCUGCCAAUGUGAAGCUCCCCAGGUUGCUUCCUAUGCUCAUCACCAGUCUGCAGAUCCUGCAGAUGUUUCUAGGAGCCAUCAUCGGCCUAAUGACUUACAUCUGGAGGCAGGAACAGACAUGCCACACCACAGGAGAACACUUCUUCUGGUCCUCCAUCUUGUAUAUAACCUAUUUUAUCCUCUUUGCCCACUUCUUCUACCAAACCUACAUUAGGCCCAAGGUCAAAGCCAAGACCAAGAGCCAGUGAAGGGUUGGAGAGAACAAUGAAGCCCCAGGUUCUCUCUUCCCCAGGGGACUAAGGUUCUGUGCUUAGGUUUGGGAGAAUGAUUAGGGUGCCUUACCUGCAUGGUUUCCCCGCAGGAUGUGUGUACCAUGGGAGGUGGUAGGAAGUUAUGAUAGACAAGAAGGGUCACUCCUGAGAUGAAGGUGUGGUCUGGUACUUUUAUAUUUCUGUUUUUAAUGUGAAGGCCAAGCAGGCCCUGGAAUGGGGGUGGGACUGAAGAGGGCCCCCAGAGCUGAGUUAUUUAUAUUUCUAUCCAGAAGUCUUUCUUCUUCUUCUUGCUUUAUUUUUUAAUUAAAGAUUUCAAGAAGA